AUAACAUGUGACGUCAGUAGGUUUAUGGUGCACUGGAAAUAUACUAGAGUCUAGUAGGGACACUAGCCUGGACGAGAGAGGCGGCGCUGAAUAUUCAUUGAGGUCAUCAAGAACUUCCGCUAUCCCGGGCAGAAAGUUGACCUCGCCGGCUGUUGUCAAAACGGGAUCGUGAUCGCGUGAUACAUCCUGAGUAUCAGCUAUGAGUAGCACAGCGGAUGUGGAGUCCCUGUUUGACAGGUUCUGGCAGUGGAGACACGCAGACAGUCCUGAGUUUGCUUCCUACUGUGGUAACCAUGACAACGAGGACUGCUGGGAUGACAUCAGCGAAGAAGCAUAUCUGAACAGAGAGGCUAAGGUUCGAGAGUUCCUGUCAGAAGCUGAAGCUUUGGAUGCCAGGUCGUGCUCCCAGGUAACCAGAGACAGCCUUGCCAUCAUCAAGGAAGACCUGAAAUCCUACCUAGAUGGGGCAAAGUUUAAGUGCUACCUGUUCCCUAUAAACUUCAUGGAGGGUAUCCACAAUGAGCUGCACCAGGUGCUAGGCUACCAAGACUUCAACUCCCACGUUGGCUACACGAAGUAUCUGGCCAAGCUCAAGGCAUUGCCUCACAGGAUUCUCCAAGUGAUUCCUGUCUUAAAACAAGGAAUAAAGGAAGGACUCACUAUGCACAAACAUUCCUUGGAAUCGGUGCCAAGCCAGUUGGAGAUGAUGAUAACAGAACCUGUUGAAGAAUCUGUACUGAUACAGCCGUUCCUCAAAUCAGAAGGGCCACUCUCUACAGAAGAGCUAGACACAUUGAAACAGCAGGCCGAGAGUGUACUCAUUACUAACAUCAGGCCUUGUCUGGAGAAGCUGAAAGACUUCCUAGUAAAUGAAUACAUGCAACACCUCAGGGCAGCAGAAGGGGUGUGCACGCUCAAGAAUGGUGUGGAGUUCUACCAGAUGUGCCUCAACUUCCACCUGUCCUGUGACAUGUCACCACAGGAAGUGCAUGACCUUGGUCUCAAGGAGGUUGCUAGGAUACGCAAACAAAUGCUGGAAAUAUCAGAAAAAGAAGGUUUUGGACAAGAUCUUAAAGCAUUCCAGAAGAAAUUACAUACAAGCAAGGAAUUCAGUUUCAGUUCAGUGGAUGAAGUGAUGAACUACGUCAAGGACAUCUGCUUUAACCAGAUCCGUCCCCAACUCCAUCGACUGUUUCACACCCUCCCAGACAUUCCUCUAGCGUUACAGUUAACACCACCAUCCAUGGCCAAUUCCCCAGCUGGGUUCUACACGGCUGGGACAGCAGACAAGUCCAGGCCAGGCCUCUACCAGAUCAAUGCGAAUAAGCUGGAGUCUUGUAAGAAGUACGAGUUUAUGGCGUUGAGUCUACAUGAAGGGGAACCAGGACAUCACCUGCAGCACAGCCUUUCUAUGGCUACAACUGUCCCCGUGUUCAGACAGUAUGUAGAGGACGGCAAGUACUACUUGACACCAGGGAGGUUCCCCAUGCACACAGCAUACAUUGAGGGUUGGGGCCUGUACUCAGAGUCACUGGGCCUGGAACUAGGAAUGUACACAGACAACUACUCCCUGUUUGGUCGCUACAGUUUUGAAAUAUUGCGAGCAGCUAGACUUGUUGUAGACACAGGACUCCACGCCAUGGGGUGGACCCAGGCUAAGGCUGUGGAGUACCUGGUGGACAAUACUCUGUCUGAUGAGUGGUCAAUGAGGAAUGAGGUCAACAGGUACAUCACCAUUCCUGCUCAGGCUUGUGCCUACAAAAUUGGUGAACUGAAACUGUGGGAACUUCGACACAAAGCAGAAAAGGAGCUUGGAGACUUGUUUGAUGUGAGAGACUACCAUGCAGCAGUUCUUCAGUGUGGGCCUGUUCCACUCACUUUCCUGGAAGGAGCCAUAGAAGAGUAUAUCAGCACCACAAAGGAAAACCAGGGCUCACCUUCCAAGAAAGCCAAGGCACAGUAAAUGCUGGAUUGGAACAGAUUCACCGACUAACCAGAAGAUGAUUUUAGCAAAUUGUAGUUAUGAAUUGACAUUCAGUUCAAGAUAUAAGACAUAUUGACCUCUGUGACUCCACAGUUUCAUGUGGAUUUGGACAAUUACAUUUAAAAGUCUUGUGUUCAAGAGAAAUACCUGAGAUAUUAUCUGAUUCUAGUAGUUAUUGUUUUUCCCCAUUUACCAGUAAGAUUCCAUGAAAUUACAAAGAUAUGAUUAGUUGAUUUAGGUGAAUUGUUCACGGAAUGUGAAUCCAGAGAUUCGUGUGAGUUUCCAUAGCAGUAAACACAGGUUUUGUUAAUACAUAUCCAUUGUAUAUUUGAGCAAUGUUAUUAUUGACCCCAAAUGGGUAAUAAUUAGGUUUGAUUCAAUGAUAAUCCAAACAUGAUGUGUAGGGUUGUGUUUGGUUAUGACAAUUUUGUAGUUUUGUGAAGAGCAUUUGAUAAAAGUUUGCCUUAUAUCUUGCCAGAAAAAUAGAUUCAGUAUUCAAAGAUGAAUCUUGGAGCCAUUUUUGAAAAAAUCACCCCCAGUCUCCUGGUGUCAUUUCUAAAUGUGUUGUCCCCAGUCUCCUUUCCAAAUGUGUUGUCCCCAGUCUCCUUUCUAAAUGAUUUGUCCCAAGUCUCCUGGUGUCAUUUCUAAAUGUGUUGUCCCCAGUCUCCUUUCUAAAUGAUUUGUCCCAAGUCUCCUGGUGUCAUUUCUAAAUGUGUUGUCCCCAGUCUCCUUUCUAAAUGAUUUGUCCCAAGUCUCCUGGUGUCAUUUCUAAAUGUGUUGUCCCCAGUCUCCUUUCUAAAUGACUUGUCCCCAGUCUCCUGGUGUCAUUUCUAAAUGUUUUGUUCCCAGUCUCCUGGUGUCAUUUCUAAAUGUGUUGUCCCCAGGCUCCUUUCUAAAUGUGUUGUCCCCAGUCUCCUUUCUAAAUGUUUUGUCCCCAGUCUCCUUUCUAAAUGUGUUGUCCCCGGUAUCCUUUCCUAAUGUGUUGUCCCCAGUCUCCUGGUGUCAUUUCUAAAUGUUUUGUCCCCAGUCUCCUUUCUAAGUGUGUUGUCCCCAGUCUCUUUUCUAAAUGUGUCAUUACCAGUCUCCUUUCUAAUGUGUUGUCCACAGUCUCCUUUCUUAAUGUGUUGUCCCCAGCCUCCUGGUGUCAUUUCUAAAUGUUUUGUCCCCAGUCUCCUUUCUAAAUGUGUUGUCCCCAGUCUCCUUUCUAAUGUGUUGUCCCCAGUCUCUUUUCUAAAUGUGUCAUUACCAGUCUCCUUUCUAAUGUGUUGUCCACAGUCUCCUUUCUAAAUGUUUUGUCCCCAGUCUCCUGGUGUCAUUUCUAAACGUUUUGUCCCCAGUCUCCUUUCUAAAUGUGUUGUCCCCAGUCUCCUUUCUUAAUGUGUUGUCCCUAGUCUCUUUUCUAAAUGUGUCAUUACCAGUCUCCUUUCUAAUGUGUUGUCCACAGUCUCCUUUCUAAAUGUUUUGUCCCCUGUCUCCUUUCUAAAUGUGUAGCCUCCUGUCUACUGGUGUCAUUUCUAUAUGUGUUGUCCCCAGACUCCUGAUAUCACUUUUGAAUGAGCCAUCCCUGGAAUCUUUAAUGGAAGAGACAUCUCUCCUGGAAUUAUUUCAAAAUGAGAUACCUGCAUAUCCAUUUCGUCUGAAUGAGCCAUACUUGUAUCUAUUCAGCCAUGUCAGUUUGAGUCAUCCCAGACAGGUAUCUGGUCAGGGAAGUUAGUGUGCCUUGUCAAUGUGAUGUCCAUUUCUCUGUGACAGUUUGCUGUCUCAAAUUCCAAUAAUAUUUGCCUCUCAACUGGAAACAUUUUAUUGAAAUAUCUUUCUAUUCAAGGUUGGAUCGGACAUUGCUUUUCAACUGUCUGCCAAAUAUUUCCUUAUGUGCAAAUAGUCAGAUCCAAUAUUACACACUAGAUAUCUACGUCAUAAUAUGAGUUAUAUUUACUGUUUUUACUGGAAUAAUAUAUUUUUUAAAAAGA
Messenger RNA from Haliotis rubra (blacklip abalone), 3954 nucleotides. RefSeq lists its product as uncharacterized. The transcript is spliced from 19 exons. Bases 200 to 1963 code for a protein of 587 amino acids. The record is from RefSeq and is a predicted model, not a curated record. NCBI's taxonomy places the organism in Eukaryota, Metazoa, Mollusca, Gastropoda, Lepetellida, Haliotidae.